AUUGAAACCGAAUAUAGGGGGCAGGUCGAUCGCAGUGUCAUGGCCGAUAUAAAUGGUAUAAACAAACAUGACAGUUGAAUGUUUACCAUUGCAUUUGCUUGUUUUAUUUGGUUCUAGAGUAAAUAGUGCAAGUUAUUUUAUCUUUUCAAAAUGGAAAUAAGCGUUAGUGACAUUGUUGAGUAUUGUGGUGAUUCAAAGAGACCACUAAUUGAAGGGGAAGCAGUUUUCGACGCCAACCACAUAUUUGUUUGUGGCAUUAAAUCCAAAUCCACCACUACAGUUGAGAUAUUUGCUCUUUGUUUGCAAAGUAGUAAAAUCCAUGAUCAACCCCACGAAAUAGACAUUAAAGUGAGUGGUGAAGGUACACAAAAAACAAUAAAAUGUGCUUGUACCUGUAAAGCAGGAGCAGGACAAAAAUGCAAACACAUUAUUGCAGUAUUAUUAUAUGUGCACAGGGAGAAAAUAACAAAUUUAGAUGAUUUGGGUUGUACGGAUUUGCAACAAAAGUGGGGCAAAUUGAAAACACAUUCAAAAGAACUAUACAAGGAUGAACCUAUGGAAAACUUUUGCCAUGUAAAAAAAACAGAAGAUUCUGUCAACAAAAGUGGUCCAAGCAAAGAAGUUUUGCAAGCUUGUGCUCUGAAUUUAAUAAAAGGUUUGUUGCAUUUUUGGUGUGUAAUCUUAUUUUCAAUAAAUAUUUUUUUUACAGCUCAUCCAACUUCAGAAGCUUGCCUUCAUUUGAAAAGAAGAAAUGCAUUUUCCAAUGAGUAUGUAGCAGAUGAUCUACUGCAAGCAUCACUAAUUCAUGCUGUUAUUAAUGUGGAUGUAAAUUGUUCUUCUUCUUUCCAAAAGAUGCCACAUCUCAGCGAAGAAGAACAAGUAUUUUAUAAAAAAAAUAUACUUUUGUCAAUAGAAGAUGCUGUUGAUUUGUGCAGCAAAACGUUAGGCCAAUCCAAUGAAUUAUGGAAACAUCAGAGGAAAUUAAGAAUAACAGGGUCCAUAUGUUAUAAUUUGUACACGUUCCACAAAAACAGGCACAAUGAUAGUGAAUGGUUCGAAAAAAUAAAUAAAAUUUUAUACUCGUCUUUUACAGGAAACCAAGCAACAUUAUAUGGUGUAAAAACUGAACAUUUGGCAAAAGAAAAAUAUUCAGCCAUUUUUAACAACAAAAUUGAAAAUGUGGGGCUUGUUGUAAACCCAAAACUACCGUGGCUUGGUUUUAGUCCUGAUGGCAUUGUGUACAAGGACUGCCUUAUAGAAAUUAAGUGUCCUGUAAUAGGACAAAAGAUAACUGCUGCAGAGGCUGCUAAAACUAUGAAAUGUUUUGCAGGAGAAUUUCCACAAGAAUUUCAUUUGAAAUCGAGUCACCAAUAUUAUGGGCAAAUCCAGCUUGGAAUGUUCUUACUGAAUUUAUCAAAAUGUCAUUUUUGUGUGUACUCAUCGUUUGAUGACAGUAUUUCUGUUAUAGAAAUACCAUAUGACGAAGAAUUUGUAGGUGAAAUGAUAAAUGCCUUAAAGCUAGUAUAUUUUAAAUAUUUUUUACCAACAGUGAUUAAAUAUAUACAAUAAAUUGCAAUUAAAACAAAUAUUACCUACUAUAGUUCAUUCUCUUUCAAGAUGAGCUAAGACGCCAGUUUCAGACACCUGAUUUGUGGGUUUUCAGUGUUGUCACAGCUUGUCGUUGGUUAGAAAUUUAUUUAUUCUAUAUUAUAAAUUAAUUUCUAACCAACUACAAGCUGCGAGGGCACAAAAAACCCAUGAAUUUAGGUGUCUGAAACUGGAGUCUUAGCUCAUCUUGAAAGCGAAUGAACUAUAGACAACUAUUUUAUUUAUUAAACAUUUAAAAAUUA
Molecule: messenger RNA, 1850 nt
Organism: Diabrotica virgifera virgifera (western corn rootworm)
Lineage: Eukaryota; Metazoa; Arthropoda; Insecta; Coleoptera; Chrysomelidae
Exons: 2
Coding region: 151-1569 (472 amino acids)
Molecular function (GO): zinc ion binding
Source: RefSeq, a predicted model, not a curated record